Molecule: messenger RNA, 1917 nt
Organism: Anopheles merus
Lineage: Eukaryota; Metazoa; Arthropoda; Insecta; Diptera; Culicidae
Exons: 3
Coding region: 660-1511 (283 amino acids)
Source: RefSeq, a predicted model, not a curated record
CGAGUUCUAAUCGGAUGUCGGAGUUGAUCACUUGACACGGGUUGGUUUGUAGCAACCGGGCGGCAUCGCACCGCCAUCACGAAACUAGCUUUCAUUAGUGGGAAGUUGCACCUCGUCCGGACCCAAACCGUUGGCUUCCACCAUACGCUGGCCACUAAUGGCACUGCUGAUUAUCGUUCAAUUUGCACCAUUUAGUAGCAUCGCGAGUAAGCGAACGGUUUCGGGAGGUCCAACGAGAUGAUAAGUGUUACGUGCCGCACGUCAGCAGUGUGCGUCGGAAGUGAUGGCUUCCAGACGGGACCGCGAAGUUGUCGCUUCCUGUGCGAGCCGAGAAUAGAUCGUGGAUUGUGUAAUUUACAUCAUGUGCUGGUGCCCGUAUUCAGGUGCAGAUCACUUGAUCGUGUGUCAGCAUAAACUCACCGUUGCGAAAUCAUAUCGGUCGGAGCGGGAGGGAUCGGGAACGGGGACGUUCAUGGUGGGGGGUAAUCACGAGGAUGGACAUUUGUCUAGUGUGCUCGUACCGAUGUAAACAACCAGUGGCUGGGGUGUCAAACCCACAUGCAAGGUAGUGUGCGUUACGCGUACGAUUGCUUCUGUUGUUUGAGGUUAUCAGGCCUUUUUGUUUUGUUUAUUAAUCAUUCCACUAGCAUGAACCAUUCAUGACUUGCUUCCCUGUCGAACGCUCCAACGCCGUUCAGUUUGAUUACAGCGUUCGGUACGAUCGUGCUCCGUUCGCUGGCACGAUGAAGCGCACUUUCGACUACCAUCCGCCAACGAUUUGCUACGACAAGCCAGCGAUGGCCGUCGUGCCCAGGGACGAGUAUGAAUCCCGUCGGAUUCAGGCGCUGGCCGGCACCCGCGUGCUGCAGCUGAUCGUGCCGAAACGAUCGGCCCGCACGUGGACGAUGCAGGCCGGCGAUGUGUGCCGCGUAUCCCUUCCGGAAGGGUCGCAGGUCGGCGAUUUGAAUCUGUGGAACCUGGAGCACCCCCGGCAGGAACGGUUCUAUUCGGGCAAAACGCGCCAGAUCCAUUCGACGCACCUGAAAACGUACGAUCGGCUGUGGAGCUGCGUUCCGUACCUGCGGCCGAUGGCCACGUUUGUGCGGGAUUCGCUCGAAGACUACGGCAUCGAUCGGGAUGGCGGAUCGCUGCACGAUGUGGUCGGGACGAGGUGUGAUGACUACAUCUACAAGCUUAUUACGGGGCAGGAUCGGUUCGGCAGCUGCCACAGCUACCUGACCGAGGCCGUGAAGGAGCACGGUUUGGGCGAGGAGGAUGUGCACGACACGUGGAACAUUUUCAUGUGCACCGGGUUUACGCGGGACACUCAGCAGUACUUUUGUAAGCCAAGUCCCGCUCGGAAAGGGGACUGUAUUGAGUUUUUGGCGGAAAUGAAUCUGCUCGUUGCGCUCAGCGCUUGCCCACAGGGUGAUGUUUCGAUACAGGUCGGCCAGAAAGUGCCGGACGAAAAGUGUUUCCCAUUGCUGGUGGAGGUUUUUCGAGCGAAUUGAUGCGCUGCACGAUAGAAUUAAGACCAUAAUACAUUAAUGCAGCUCUUUAUGAAAUUAAAUGUUUGCUACGCUUUUAAUCAGCUUUGUUUGGAUGUUAAACUGUUGGUUGGUCUCUUGGUCGUUUACGUGCGUGUGAAAAUGUGUUCAAAUUCUGCUCAGUAACGUCAAUUUCAAAUUCGAAAAUGACACCCUGAACGUACGCAGCCAGGUAUAUCAGCAGCCCUAAAACCGGUUUUGUGAACUCGCCAACGCGAAUUUUCCUCACUGGCGAUGUUUUUUGUAAGUCGUUGUGAUGGUUUUUUACAUUUCGAGCGACGACUUUUGAAGGUGCGCUGAUGUCCGAUUGUGUUGGUGGGCAAAAUUAACGGCAAAAUUAAUCGAAACGAACACUGCCGGCAAGUAAAGG